AUGUCGAACCUUACAAAACUUGAAUUACCGGUCCUUGAUAUUACUGGAAAGAACUCUUUGUCUUGGAUGUUAGAUGUUGAAAUUCACCUAGAUACAAAAGACCUUGGUGAUACAAUCAGAGAAGGAAAUAAAGCAACAAGUCAAAACAAAGCUAAGGCUAUGAUAUUUCUUCACCACCACCUCCAUGAGGGUCUUAAGAUUGAGUACUUGACUGUGAAAGAUCCACAAGUCCUUUGGAGUAAUCUAAAGGAAAGAUAUGACCACCAGAAAACUUUUGGAGAGAAAAUCACUGAUGCAGAAAUGCUAGAGAAAACCUACACUACCUUUCAUGCGAAUAAUGUUGUCCUGCAGACACAAUACCGUGAAAAGGAAUUUAAGAAAUAUUCUGAACUUAUAUCUUGUCUCCUUGUGGCUGAGCAAAAUAACGAGCUACUGAUGAAAUAUCAUGAAUCACGUCCAACUGGUUCUACUCCAUUCCCUGAAGCGAAUGCGGCAUACCAUGAUGGGAAAGAAAAAUAUCAUGCCAACAAUAGUGGUCGAGGACGUGGACGUGGACGUGGAUAUGGAUAUGGUCGAGGUCGCGGACGUAGAUACGGAUAUGGUUGA
This is a messenger RNA of Beta vulgaris subsp. vulgaris (sugar beet), 606 nucleotides long. RefSeq lists its product as uncharacterized. Bases 1 to 606 code for a protein of 201 amino acids. The record is from RefSeq and is a predicted model, not a curated record. The transcript is spliced from 2 exons. NCBI's taxonomy places the organism in Eukaryota, Viridiplantae, Streptophyta, Magnoliopsida, Caryophyllales, Amaranthaceae.